GGCAUCAAGUUUCAAACAAUUCCUCCUUAUUCUCCUCACUUUGGGGGAUUAUGGGAAGCGGCUGUUAAGUCUGUUAAGUACCAUCUCAAACGUGUCCUAAGUCUCACACAUUUGACCUUCGAGGAAAUGUCGACUUGUCUCGCCCAAAUAGAAUCCAUACUAAAUUCUCGUCCUCUAACCUCCUUGUCCACAGACCCCUCCGAUCUUUCAUGUCUCACUCCUGCUCACUUCCUAAUUGGGCGCUCACUCGUGACCAUACCGCGUCCUUCAAUUGACCAAGAGAACAUAAAUUGCCUCGAGCGAUAUCAAAGAGUGCAGAAGCUAAAGGAACAUUUCUGGAAUCGGUUUUCACUCGAUUAUGUUCACCUCCUGCAGCAACGCAUCAAGUGGCGUUCACCUUCUACAGACUUGCCUCUUGACACCCUUGUGCUGGUGCGCGAGAAAAACCAGCCGCCUCUACUCUGGUGUCUAGGUCGAGUUGUCGGAGUACAUCCAGGACAUGACGGCGUCACUCGAGUGGCAGAUAUCAAGACCAGAAAGGGGGUUAUCCGGAGAGCUUUAAAUAACAUUUGUCCUUUGCCAUCAGUAUGCUCUCCGUAAUAAGCGUCACUUCAAGAAACACAUCUCUAACCGCAAUAGCAGGAUCUUGGUGAAGACUACAACAUCUGCAGCUUCCGAUCCCGAUCGUCAGCCUGGCCCCGGCAGUAUGUUCAGUGCUCCCGCACCUCAGCGGGGAAGCCGCGCGGAGGGGACCCUUUCAGAACUCGUCCGUCCCCCGCGUGCCCUCACCACCGCUUCGGCCAGUUGCGCUCCACGCCAUAAUCCAACAACACGUCAUCUAUUUAUCUUUUGUAUCUUUCUUACAAUAAACUGUUCAACUGCAA
Molecule: messenger RNA, 884 nt
Organism: Papilio polytes (common Mormon)
Lineage: Eukaryota; Metazoa; Arthropoda; Insecta; Lepidoptera; Papilionidae
Exons: 1
Molecular function (GO): nucleic acid binding
Source: RefSeq, a predicted model, not a curated record